This is a messenger RNA of Durusdinium trenchii, 1137 nucleotides long. NCBI's taxonomy places the organism in Eukaryota, Dinophyceae, Suessiales, Symbiodiniaceae. The record is from the annotation of a GenBank genome assembly.
AUGCCAGUCAUUCUGGCAUCCAAGCGAGGAGUGAUCAAAGCAGCAAUCAUCAAGGGGGACGCCCCCCUGUUGUUGAGCAGAUCAGCAUUGAAAGCCUUGGGGGCAACGUUGAAUUUUGAGAAAGACUGUUUACAUGUUUUUCAACAAGUGGUGCCAUUCAAGACCAACAGUGCCGGACAGUACAUUGUUCACUUGGUAGGACAGCCAGCGGAUCCAGUGUUUGCUGCCUCUUUCGAUGAGGUGAUGGCUUCAGUGGAGGCUCCCGAUGUUGAACCGGAGUCCAAUACUGCACCUCCGGAUUCAGCAGGCACCACAGCAUCCGUGCCUGCCGACGAGAUUGCCUGUGAACCUGAUCCUGCCGUCAAGACAUGUUUAGCAGUGCAUGCUCGGAAGCUGGUGGAAGAGGAUUUGAUCACAGAUCCGCCAGAGCUUUUGGUCUUGUGUCCGCCUUGCACGGAUGAGAGCGGAUGGGUGUAUGGAUUGCGCCUGCCAUCCAGUGAGCACUACAUUCGUAAGAGCACCCGUCUGUUAGUUUCGCACUCCGAUAUGCAGUCUUUAGGACUUCUCUGUACAGGUGAUGCUAAGCACAGCUGUCAUGACACCGUAGGAAUGGAUGUGAAGCACUUGAAGGGUUGGCUUCCCAAUCAGAAGAUUCGUGCCGUGAACCUGGUGGACACAGCGAGUGGGUUCCAGAGGAUGAUACCAUUCUUUGAGACCGAGAUUACCUCAGACUUGUUGAAUGAGCCACAAUCCGUGAUUGCUAGCACCGCAGCCUUAACUGAUGAAGGCCUUGCUCGUGCCCAAGCGAUGAGAACCGCCGCUCGUGUUGCGCUCGUGAAGAUGCAAGAUGACAGGUUGAAAAUGUGUCACCGCCGGAGGAGCCACCAGAUGACAGUCUGUAAAGAUGAGCCGAUGACACUGUGGCGUCCAGCUGCUCUGAACCAGGAUGAUUUUGUAGAUGUGAUGCGUGAAGUGGAGGCCCUGUCAGUGCAAGAAGUGUCAUCUCUGUUGGACAUCGCAGACACCCAACCCUGGGAAUGCCUCAUGUCAGAGCCGGUCCCCUGGAAGAGUCGUUUAGGCCACUUUUCGCACACCAACCACCAGGGGGUAUCCCUGGAUUGCCAGAAGACGCAGUGA